Messenger RNA from Symbiodinium natans, 3879 nucleotides. The record is from the annotation of a GenBank genome assembly. Lineage: Eukaryota; Dinophyceae; Suessiales; Symbiodiniaceae.
AUGGCGGCGACGUCCUUCGUCCACACAUGUUGCCGCUGUAUGUGGCCGUUUGGAGGGAGUCGUGCUUUGGCUUACUUUGCCGACCCCAAGAAGAACGAAGAUUGCGAUGACGAGGAAGCCCAUCAUUUGCUGGGAAAUGUCAUUGAUAGCGACGAUGAGCAAGCACAGGCGGAUGCCUUGAGUCCCGACCAGAUCAGAAGAUUCUUGGAUGCUUCCAAAUCAAACCGAGCGAGCUCGUCUACGAGCUGGCAUCGCGAUUCGAGAGCAGUGCGAGGAGCUGGUGACCAAACUGGUCUCAUGAGCAGGUCGAGCGCCGGUGCCAAACCGACCACAAGGAGUGCUUCGACCUCUGCCGCCGGUGAGUAUGACGAGCUCUUUGACGAGGAACUCGAGGAUGAGCCAGAGAAUGUUGUCGGUGCGAAGUUUCGCUAUCUCGCCAAGGGCUCCGUGGAUGACGACAGCUUUAGCCCGGUAGAAACAGACGGAAGAGGCUUGGGCUUUGGUGGCGCCAAGCCUCGGGCUGCUGGAGUGCGAAAUGGUGCAGCACAGCAGGCAUCCAUGACAUCGGCUCCGCUGAACGGCAAGAGCUGUAUGACAUAUGAAGAAGAUGACGACGAAGAUGAAGAUGAGAACGUGGCUGAGGCGAGCUGCGGCUCCAUCCUGGAGUUUACCCGCCGGGACUUCCGUUCCCUCGCAAUCCUGGCGCCGGAGUUCACAGAUGUCUGCGCUCAGCUGGAUCAGGGUUCCGAGGCCAAGCUCUGUGAUUUGGCGAGCCACGUGCGGAACAUGGAGUCCUUAGUCCAGCGUAUGCAAGUCAAGGAGAAGCUAAGAAUAGUGUUCAUCGGCCCCCUGAAAGCUGGUAAGAGUACCCUCGUCAACAUGCUUCUUUCAACGUCGCUGGACGACUACGAGAUGCUGCUUCCUGUGGACAACAAGGCAGCAACUAACUGUAUUUGGAAGGUGGAGUCGUGUUCUGGUGACAAGGCCUGCGUUCUUCUCAACCAAGAACUCCAACAUGAGUGGAGCUUGGAGGGUGUGGAGGCCCGGGACAUCCGUGCCGACAUUGCCAACUUCCUGGAACGCCGAUUCUCCAGAGAUGCGAACCCACUAAACCGAGGGGAGAUCUCUGUGCUGCUACCCUUGCAGUUGCUUAACCCCUUUGGCUGCCACUACAGCUUGGUCGACACCCCGGGGUUUACAGAAAGCUCUGAGUAUCGUGACUUGGUGUCGAGUUUUCUACAGGAUCAUUCCCACAUUGCCUGCAUGGUUUGCCCACUUACAGAAGGGACUGCGCUGCCGGAGGAGACUCAAAGCAUGCUCAGACUGAAUUCCUACAGCAAGACUUUCUGGGUGCUCACACGCUUUGACAUGGCGCUCUUGUUAAAGACAGGCAAGCAGCGCUCGAGCAAGAUGUCAAACCGUCAAGUCGCUGACAGCCUUGUGGCCAAGUUUCAGAAGGACAUCAACGGCAUGGGAAAUGCCGCUCGAGUCUUCCGGCACGCAGCCGGCCUUAUGCUGGACCCGGAGGAUGGUAUCAACAAGCUUCUGCAAGAACACUUGCCUUUGGAGGAAGCAAAGACGUGGAUCAGGGACAUUCAGGCGCACGUGAAAGAAUGUUUCAUGGCAAUGCAGCAGGAGCAAACGGUGCUCAGCUCCCAGGCACAGCAAGCCAUGGUGCGGACAGCCGAACUGAUGGACGUGUAUACAGACAAGGUGAAGUCAUCCCAAGGCACUGUCGCACUGAGUGACUUCUAUUCUCGUGAGAUGGAAACUGCGGCCGAAGAUGCUGCAGCCUGCCUCGAGCGUGAAAUCAAACAGGAAGUGGAUACUCUGCGGGCAACACGGCUGAGCGAGCUCUGUGCCUCAGCAAGUGAAGAAGUCCUUAGGGAAGGCGGGAGGACCGGCAAAGUGACGUGGGUUCGCCACACCUACAUCGAACGGGUCCUAGCUUUGCUGGCGCCCAAGAUCGAGCAUGAGCUCGAGACACGGCUCGGUGAUGCAAUGCAACGAGCACACGAAAAGACCCUGGAAGUUGCCCUAAGGCUCUUGCGUGAGGCUGGGCUAGAUGGCCUUGCCGGUUCCGACAUCGGCAGUCAAAGCGAGAUCAUCCGACCGGAAACGAGUCAUCUUCGUGGCCGUUACCCUGUGGAGUCUGUGACCAUGUUAACUGGAGCCACCUUCUUGGUCGGCCGUGCUGCGGCUACCGAAGCUGGGGCAGCUGUUUUAGGUUCCUUGGGUGUGAGCUUCACUUCCCUGCAGCUGGUGGGCCUUGUGGGCUCUGCCAUUGGGGCCAUUGCUGUUCUCGGUCUCACAACGAAAUAUGCCCUUGAAGCACAUCCCUUCUGGUCGUACGAGGCGGCUCAGGCUGAACUGAUCGAGGACAUCAGGAGAACGAACCACUGGAGCAUCCUAACGCAGGCAUGCAUUGCCCGCUCGAGAUCACAGCUCUUGUCGAAUGCUGCAAGAUUCCGCUUCAGAUUUAGUGAGCUGCUGCUAACACAGGGAGCUUCACGAGAAGCACUGCACACAUUGUUUCCAGACUUGCCUCUGUUGGAAAUGAUCCGCGCAAAGCUUGCGGAAUGCUGCCACCACGUGCAGAAGUUCUCUGAAGCGGAAAGUUUGGCUUCCCGAGCAGGUCAGGAUGUUCUGUCCUGUUGUAGCUGUCACGUGCAACGAGCCUGGCCCGCAAUCAUUAGUCGAACCAACGUUUAUGUCGGUGAGAACUCCCGAACAGAUGCCGUUGACGGUUCUCUGCUGGCCCGCUUGCUGUGCUUCCGGACAGAAGCACUUGUCAAGACGAAUGGCUUUCAGGAGGCAAGCCACACAAUCGCCAUCUUCAGGAAGACAUUUCCAUCCUUGCUCCUCCCUGUGAUCUAUGGAUCUGCAGUGGAUGUUCUCUUGGCAUAUUACGAGGAGGAGGCGGAGCGCCAGUCCCAGAUUGAAGCCGAUGUGCGCUACUGCACGAUGGAGCUCGAAGCGCUACGGGAUCACGAAGAGGUACCGUACUUGGUGAAGAUCUGGUACCUGGCUGUGGUCUCCUCGUUCCCAAGCUCUCCCAGCACCGGUGGACAGGUGAAGGCGGCCAAGGCAGAAGUCAAGCUGCUGCUGGAAGCCAUCAGCUCCUGGUUGCAGGAAGAGAUGAAGAGCCCACCAUCCUUUGCCAGCGUUGUAAAGCAGAAGGUCACCCUCGUCAAGGAGCUAUCGAGCACGUGGACGAACUCGGAGUCCGAUUCCAAGUUACAGGAGAUGGAGAUAAAAAAGGUUUUCCUGGACCUGUGCGAUCAUUUCAUCGACGGCUUGGUCGACUCGGUUCACGCCUUGCUUGAGGCGCUGCCUCCAGAGCACCUUGACAUGAGCCGGCUGGCCAACAUAGUUCUGAAGCAUGUGCUGGCCACUGUAAGAGCCUGCCUCGAAAGCCAGCCAGAGCCCUUUCCCAAAGACGCUUACAAGAAUUUCAUGUCCCGCCUCUGCCCCGUGGAUGGAAGCACCGUUGCCGAGCUUUCGGAUGAAUGGGUUGCGGGGCCAAUGGUCUUGCCAUCAUCGCCUCCAGCCCUUCUGCCGGAGCUUGGCAGUACUGGGCAUGGAGCAUAUGGAGCACGACCCUCCUUCGGAUCUGUUGGAGUGCCUGCGGCCAGUGCGCUGGGUGAUGGGCGACCGUUGAUGGCAUCUGUCACAGUGCCCUCGUCGAAGGAGGUUCCAGGCCCUGCCUUGCUUGCGCCGGUAUCCUGGGACUCGGCCAACAGCAUGGUCUUAGAAGGUGACGGUGAAGGCCCCGAGGAUCUCCCGUCUUCACCAGGAGCAGUUUUCAGGGGUGGACAUGGGAUACUCGCAGGCAGCUUCAUCAAGGAGGUCCCAGAAGCGACUGCUGUCGCCGGGUGA